UCUUAAGAUAUCUUUUGAUCGGGUACUUGGAUUCUGGUUUAUCUCUUUCAUAUGCAUCAAUCUGCCAUGAUCUUAUUGGUCAUCAAUUUGACAAAAUUGAGCCUAUACUUCCUAGUGGAGGAUCCAAACCAAAACUAUCGAAAGAAAUAUCUCUCCAUGCCCUAUUAUCUAUAAAUACCUCUCCAUGCUCUUCCAGUUCUUCAUCCCUCCAUCUAUUACUGUCUUUCAUAGCUUUCUAUUCUAUUAAUAACAAACCUACAAUGACAUUCUUGGCCAAUACACCUCCCAACCACUUUCUUUCUUUCCCAGCCCUUUUACUCUGCCUUAUCAUCCUUGCAUUGCCCACUUUUUUUGAUUAUGCUGCUUUUGCUUCUUCCGUAACUGGAAAACAAGCAAGUGAAGCCACGGCUCUCUUGACGUGGAAAGCUAGCCUUCACAACCAAACUCAAACUCUCUUGUCCUCAUGGCUUGGAAGCAACCAUUGCACUUGGCUUGGAAUUGGUUGCAACAAGGUCGGUAGAGUUGCCCAUAUAGACCUUCACGAUUAUGGUUUGAAAGGUACUUUUUCUGAUCUUAAUUUCUCACCUUUUCCUCAUCUCCUCACUCUUGAACUUUUUAACAACUCACUUUAUGGGACCAUCCCUCCCCAUAUUGGUAGCCUUUGGAGACUCACCUACCUUAGCUUGCCUCUCAACAAUCUCUCUGGAACAAUUCCGACCGAAAUAGGCCAACUAACUAAUCUAAGGUUCUUGCAUAUGAAUAGAAACCAAAUCGGUGGCUCCAUCCCUCAACAAAUAGGAUUGCUCAGCUGUCUCAAUAUGCUCACCUUGUAUACUAACAAUCUCACGGGUUCAAUCCCUUUUUCAAUUGGAAACUUGGGCAACUUAACCAUUUUGUACCUUUAUGACAACCAACUUUCCGGAUCAAUUCCUCAAGAAGUUGGGAUGCUGACGUCUCUCCUUGAUCUUGAACUGUCUAUGAACAGUCUCACAGGUUCAAUCCCUGCAUCUAUGGGGAACUUAGGCAACUUAACUACUAUGUACCUUUAUGACAACCAACUUUCUGGAUCAAUCCCUCAAGAAGUUGGGAUGCUGAGGUCUCUCGUUGAUCUCGAACUCGCAAGGAACAACCUCACGGGUUCAAUCCCAACCUCUAUAGGGAACUUGAGCAACUUAACCACUCUGUACCUUUAUGUGAACCAACUUUCCGGAUCAAUCCCUCAAGAAGUUGGGAUGCUAAGGUCUCUCGUUGAUCUUGAACUCUCAAGGAACCACCUCACGGGUUCAAUCCCAACAUCUAUAGGGAACUUGAGCAACUUAACCACUUUGUACCUUCAUGACAACCAACUUUCUGGAUCAAUCCUUCAAGAAGUUGGGAUGUUGAGGUCUCUCGUUGAUCUCGAACUCGAAAUGAACAACCUCACGGGUUCAAUCCCAACAUCUAUAGGGAACUUGAGCAACUUAACCACUCUGUACCUCUAUGUGAACCAACUUUCCGGAUCCAUCCCUCGAGAAGUUGGGAUGAUGAGGUCUCUCGUUGAUCUCGAACUCGGAAUGAACAACCUCAUGGGUUCAAUCCCUGCAUCUAUAGGGAACUUGACAAAGUUGAAUGUAUUAGACUUAAGUCUAAAUUCAUUAUCAGGCUCCAUUUCUUCAGAGAUAGGAAAUUUAAAACAACUUGGUUAUUUGAUGUUCAUUGAUAACCAACUCACAGGCUUUAUUCCUCCAAGAUUGAACAAUCUUACACAUUUGAAAUGGUUUCAAAUAGGUUCCAACAAGCUCAUUGGUCAUUUACCAGAAAACUUAUGCUUUACUGGAUUACUUACAGAAUUAGCUACAGCUGACAACAAUUUCACAGGUCCCAUCCCAAAAAGCUUGAAAAAUUGCCAUAGCCUAUAUAGAGUCAGGCUUGAUGGAAACCAACUGUCGGGCAAUAUAUCAGAAGAUUUUGGCGUAUACCCAAGCUUGGAUUACAUUGAUUUGAGUCAUAACAAUUUUUAUGGUGAGCUAUCUAAAAACUGGGGAAAAUGCCACAAUUUAACUAGUCUCAAAAUGUCUAACAAUAAAAUUUCUAGUAAGAUACCAUCUGAAUUAGUAGGGGCAACUCAGCUAUCCGUUCUUGAUCUCUCUUCAAAUCAUCUAGUUGGAGAGAUCCCAUUGAAAUUGGGAAUGUUGGUUUCACUAUUCAACCUUAAGCUGGAUGAUAACUAUCUAUUAGGCAAUAUUCCUCCAGAAUUAAGUAAGUUGUCCAAUUUAGAAAACCUUAACUUGGCAGCAAAUGAUCUAAGUGGCUCAAUCCCUAGAGAACUUGGAGACUACUUAAAACUGUUGAGCUUAAAUUUGAGCAAUAAUAGAUUUAGGGAAAGCAUUCCCAUUGAAAUAGGCCAGAUCAACACUCUUCAAAGUCUUGAUCUUGGUAAUAACUUGCUAAUUGGUAAGAUACCACAACAGAUUGGAGAAUUGCGAAGCUUAGAAAGGUUAAAUCUCUCCCACAAUGAGUUCUUUGGUUCUAUACCAUCAUCUUUCAAUAAAAUGGUAAGUCUUACUUCCAUUGAUGUGUCAUACAAUCAGUUAGAGGGUCCUCUUCCUGACAUCAAGGCCUUCCAAGAGGCUCCAUUCAAGGCACUCAAAGGUAAUAAAGGUUUAUGUGGUAAUGCUACUGGUCUGAAGGCUUGCUUGACAAAAUUGAACAAUGGGGAUGUUGAAAAAAAAGGCAAGAAAGUUAUGUUACUAACUGUACUUCUUGUUUUUGGAAUUUUGUUUCUUUUGCUAAUGGUUCUUGGCAUUUUCAUGGCUUUUCGUAAGAAAGUGAGGAACACAAAAAAUGAGCCAUCACGAGUAAACCAUGAUAAUGUUUUUGCAAUAUGGAGCUAUGAUGGAAAAAUGGUCUAUGAAAACAUCAUUGAAGUCACUGAGAACUUCAGUGCCAAAUAUUGUGUUGGAGAGGGAGGAUAUGGUACCGUUUAUAGAGCUGACCUACCAAGUGGUCAAGUAGUUGCUGUGAAGAAACUUCAUGCAACACUUGAUGAUGACUGGGCUAAUCUAAAAGGGUUUACAAGUGAGAUCCGUGCAUUAACUGAGAUUCGACAUCACAACAUUGUAAAGCUGUAUGGUUAUUGUUCACACCCAAGGCACCCGUUUUUGGUUUAUGAGUUCUUGGAAGGGGGAAGCUUAGGAAAUGUACUAAGCAUGGACGAUGAUAUAGUAGUCUUUGAUUGGAUUAAGAGAGUGAACACUGUUAAAGGUGUGGCAAAUGCUCUGUCUUAUAUGCACCAUGAUUGUUUUCAACCAAUCAUCCAUCGAGAUAUAUCAAGCAAGAAUGUUUUGUUUGAUUUGGAGUAUGUGGCUCACAUCUCUGAUUUUGGCAUAGCUAGAUUUAUGAAUCUCAACUCAUCCAAUUGGACUUCAUUUGCUGGGACCUUUGGUUAUGUUGCUCCUGAACUUGCUUAUACAAUAGAAGUGAAUGAGAAGUGCGAUGUUUAUAGUUUUGGGGUGCUUGCACUGGAAGUGAUUAUGGGGAAGCAUCCCGGUGAUCUAAUCUCCUCUUUAUCAUCAUUCUCGUCCUCAUCAUCAACAUCAACUGCACAAGGGAUAUUUUUGAAGGACAUCUUGGACCAACGCCUCCUACCUCCGAGGAAUCAAGUGGCAGAGCAAGUAGUUGUUGUUACGAAACUAGCAUUUGCAUGUUUACACACCACUCCACUGUCUCGGCCAACCAUGCAACAAGUUGCUACGAUGCUAUCAAAGCAAAGGCCAACACCGCAAAAUCAAUUCUACAUGAUUAAAUUAGGACAACUCUUUGACAUCAACUGCUCGAGCUCUUGAGCAGUUGGUGAACAAGAUUUUCCGUGGGAACUUGGCUCCACUGUUAUUGGACAUCUACGAGUUUAGUCCUGAGUUCCAAAAGCCAAGAGAACCAAGCUUGUUUUUCGAGAAAUGCAAUGAUUCAACUGAGUCUUCGUUGGUCAUCUCAACCACAGGGCAAUCAUCUAAGUUUUGGGUGGGUUUGUUUGUCCUAUUUUAUGUGUUUUGUUUUGAUUUUGCUUCUAGCAGGGUAGUGGUGUGGUGUGUUGCUUUCAUUUUUUAGGAUUUUGUCUCCUAUCAGGUGGUGUUUUUCUUUCGAUCUCUCUAUUCUUAUGGUUCACUUGUGAUUGCUUUGUAUAUGAAAUGAAGUUCAUGAAUCACACUUAUGAUACUUAACAAGCAUUCAAGCUUGGAACCAUUUUGCAUAGGAUGGAUAAUUCCUUGAUCAUUUCAUAAACCCUGUCCUCCUUCCACUCAUUCCCUCGAAUAAACAAAGAAAUGCUAAAUCUUUUUGUAAGUCCCUAAACCUCAAAAAGGGCCUUUAGUUUAUAAUCUGAUCUUCAAUUUGCAGCGGUAUAGGCAUGGUGCUGGGGCUUGAGCUUUUGCUCUGUUUCCUCUGUUCUGCUUCUUUUUGUGUAGCCAUAUUGGAACCUCUCAAAUUCUGGUUUUCUGGUUUGUUGUGGGAUUGCUCAUGAUUAAUCAUGCAUAGGGUGCCAACAUAGUUGGGAUGCUAUGUUUUGGACAAUGAUGCAGUGUUUGUUCCCACUUUUUGUAAGUUUCUUAAUCUACUUUUGAUUAAUAAAAUCUUUUCUCUUGGCUAAUCAAAAAAAAAAAAGAGAAGGCUUUCAGUUGCAAAAAAAUAUCAAUUCAAACACAUUGUAAAACAUCCUCACCAUACAAAAACAUUUACUAUAAAGUCAAUUUCAGGCAUCCAAAUCAUUCCUACAACAUUGAUUCUGCAAAACCUUUAUGCCUUUUGCUUGGCCCAAUCUCUAGAUAUUAGUCUCAAACAUGUGCACAUGUAGGUCUAUCACACAAAGCAAACUGAUACAAAGGAACUCAUAACCAUUCACAUGACCACUUUUGUUAACAAAGAAGUGUUGUUGAAUUAUUACCAGAAAAAUGAGCAAAGGCAAGAUAUCUUGACAUGCUUAAGAAGUUUAUUGUAUUUAAGAUGAACAGUUUAGAAAAUAUACACAAGCAAAUUCUAAUUCAUGGACAACAUACUAGUAGAUCAAAUAAAAAUCUCACACAUUAAGGUUAUGCAGAUAAAAUCGCUACACCAGACUAAAAUAUAGCAAAUAAAAUUAAGAACCUAAUCUAAAACGUUGGGUUAAAAAUCUCUAAUACAAAUAGGCAAAAUAAAUUAAAA
Camellia sinensis is the source of this 5175-nucleotide messenger RNA. NCBI's taxonomy places the organism in Eukaryota, Viridiplantae, Streptophyta, Magnoliopsida, Ericales, Theaceae. The record is from RefSeq and is a predicted model, not a curated record.